AUCAAACACUCUUGCACAUGCCGCUUGCACAUCAGCAUCACAUGGCUGCACACUCACUGCACUUUCUCUCUCUACAGCUGCUGUGUGUAUCCUGUGAAUGCGGAUCGGUGACCUGUUACUCUUUGCAGUAAGUGCUCGUGGUUUUUUCCUGAGCGUCACGCUCUCUGCACACAACAGCAGCAGUACGAUCUGGAAAAGACACGGCGGCAGAGAAAAAAACUCUCCGCUACUCCUGCUGCAGCUACCGCCCUCGCCCAGAGCAUCCUCAGACGUGGGAGCAGUAGAAAUGGCUGCGGCAACGGCCUCGCGACGCCUCGGGAAAAUACUUCCCUCCAGCACGGUCUUCUUCGCGUGCGACGUCCAGGAGCGAUUCCGCGACCUCAUCCACAACAUGCCAGCGGUCAUCUCUACUGCAAAGUUCAUGCUGGACGUCUCUCAAGAGCUGGAAGUGCCGUGCAUCGUAACCGAGCAGUACCCGAAGGCGCUGUUGCACACGGUCCCAGAACUCAAUGUCGGCAAUGGCCCCGACCAAAUCAAUGUCCCAAUCUUUGAGAAGAAGUUGUUCUCAAUGUGCACCAAAGAGGUGGAGGAAGAACUGAAGAAAUUACCGGACAGGAAAGACGCCGUGCUCUUUGGCAUCGAGGCUCACGUGUGUGUCACCCAGACGUGCCUGGAUUUGCUUGACCUCGGCUACGAAGUCCACGUUGUCUGCGAUGGCGUGUCAAGCCAAAAACCACACGACCGAGCAGUGGCGCUGCAAAGAAUGCAGCAAUCGGGGGCGUUCUUGACGUCGGCGGAGCAAGUGACCUUCCAACUCCUCCACACGGCCGAAAACGAAAAGUUCAGGGCCGUGUCCAACUUGGUGAAGAAGCGCAACGCCGAGGGUAUAAACACGUUUUCCACAAUGUCCACCCUCUAGGAGAGUGUCGACUACUUGUCGAAGGGAUGGUGGCUUGUAUGUGACCGAUUCAUGCCCUGCUGCUGUCAAUGGCUCUGCUGUUCUCGCUCUGUACGCUUCGAGGGUUGCGGACUGCUUGUGUGAUGGGGUAAUUGUUGGGCAAAGGCAAUGUCUGUUUCGGGCCACUUAAUUGUGCCCCUCGAGAGAGAGAGAGAAGGGGGGGGG
This is a messenger RNA of Ectocarpus sp. CCAP 1310/34, 1123 nucleotides long. The record is from the annotation of a GenBank genome assembly. NCBI's taxonomy places the organism in Eukaryota, Phaeophyceae, Ectocarpales, Ectocarpaceae.